UACAGAGUUGCGGUUUACGGCACAAUGCGGCACAAACGUAGCACAAUGCAGCACAAUUUCAAAACAUACAAAAUUCGAAAAGUGCGGGGCUAACUUCAUACACGUACUGUGAAAACGUAACCAAAUUAUAUUUUGUAUUGAUAAGCACACACAUUGUAAUACAGUAAUCUGAAUGUAAUUGAGUCAUAAAUUGUAAAGCUGUGUAAAAUAAAAUUGUAUAAGAUUUAUCUGUAAAGAAAUAAUAACAGAAAUAUAUGUUAGAAAUGUAAUGUGAUGUUCAAAGAUACAUAAAAGUUAAUCAAACUACACAGUGAAAAAUAUCGGCAAUUAAAUGUUUCAUUACAGAAGUUGAAUUAUUAAUGUAUAUUUUUAACAUUUAUCAAAAAUUUGUUGUAAUUUAAACAUGUCAGACGAAGUGAAAGCAGCUUAUAAAGAAGCUCGUGAGGCAUAUAAGCAAAAGAAAUUUGCGGAUGUAAUAAAGAAAUGUAAAAAGAUAUUAAAAAAAGAUAAAAAUCAUUAUGGAACUCUUGUUCUGUUGGCUGUUGCGAUGAAUGAAAUUGAAGAACACAAGUCACAAAUACCAUUGAUUCUUCAAAAAGCUAUACAGAUACAAGCAGAUAAUCCAUUAGCUUGGCAAGGCUUAGUAAUUUAUUAUGAAACAAAUUUACACGACGAUGAAUCUUAUAAUAAGCUUAUAUUAGCUUAUUGCAAACUUUUGAAGUUAGAUAGUGGUUCUAAAUUUUCAACUACUUUAAAUAAACUCUUAGAUAUUUCUUUACAAGUUAAAGAUAGUGAUGUAUUAGUUGAGUGUAUUGAAAGUUUAUUUAAAUUACAAAAGGAAUUAGAUGAUGAUAAAAUUAUGUUGAUUAAUAAAACACUAGCAUGGAUAUUAAUAAAUAAUUAUAAUGGUUUGAUGACACCAGAAUAUCAAGGUGCAUUCGAGGGUAUUUUUGUAUCUGUAAUCAACGAUGAUAGUGUGUCUGAUCGGCAGGAUUAUUAUAGAAAAUAUUUAAAAAUUUUAUAUAACAGAAGUGAAUUAAUGGUUUUAAUUAAACAAGCUAUAAAUGUACAUCAGAAAUUUCCACAAGAUAUCUUGCCAUUGGAAUACAUAUGCCAAGUCUAUUAUGAACAAAAUAUUUUGUAUGAAAAUCAUAUUGACAUUGAUAUAACACAAUUCUAUGAAUCUUUGUUAAAAUUAAAUGUAAAUUCCGAAAGUGCAGCUGUUGCUAAAGCAGUAUACUUAAAGGAGCACGACAAUUUGGUCGGAGCACGAGAAAUAUUAACAGAUGUACUUGUGUUAAAACCAAAUUCAGUGUACGGGUGGGUAACAUUGAGCGAAAUAAAUGCAAAACUUUAUUGUUGGGAAGAUGCAGAAAGUGCUGCGAGGCAGGCACUGAAAAUCAAAGAGUGCAAACAGAAUGAUGAAUUGUUGCAUAAAAUAGAACUAAUAUUAGCUGAAUCCAUGAGUAGAAGUAAUAGCAAACAAAAAUGGGAAAGUACUUUGCAAAUAUACGAAAAGAAUUUAAAGAAAUACGCAUCAGCGAAAUUGGAAUUGGUUUGUGCGCGCAUCGCUAUACUACUGGACGAUCCUGAUGUGCACAUUAAACUAAAUAAUUUGGAAUCAAAAUUCGAAACUAAAGUUCAGGCUAAUAUCCUUCGAGCAUUUUAUUUGAAACGGCAUAAACAAUUUGAGGAAGCUGUAAAUAGUCUUGAUUCAGCUUUGGAAACGUCUGAAGCAUGGUUGCUUCUUGGUACAAUAUACUGGGAGAUGGCAGAGUAUAACUAUAGUCUGAUGGCCUUUUUAAAUGGAAUAAAAACGGAUCGUUACAAUUGGGAGUGUUUGGUUUACUUGGGUCACUAUUACCGCGAACAUGGUAAUGAUAUUGAGCGUUCCAGAAGAUGUUAUCAAACUGCAUUACAAAUCAAUCCAAAUUCUGAAGAAGCUGGUAUUGGUUUAAGUACUGCAUACAGACUUCUUAAAAAUCAGGAUGCUAAUAUUCAACUGUUACAAAAGUUAACUGUACGAGAUAGCGGUCCCAAAUGGGCAUGGUUGCAACUUGGAUUGCAGUAUCUCGAUCAAGGAGAUGCAGCACAAGCUAUUAAAGCAUUUCAACAUGUUAUUAGAGCUGAUCCUUAUGACAAUCACUGUUGGGAAUCUUUAGCUGAUGCAUAUUUCGUACGGGGUGCAUACACGUCAGCAUUAAAAUCGUACCAACGAGCAUUAGAAUUAUGCCCGAAAUCAUUGUAUCCCAUAAUACAACUGGCAAACAUAAAAUUAAUUAUUAAACAAUACAAUGAAGCCAAAAUAGAUUUUGAAAAUCUACUGUUGAACGAACCAAAUUAUAUUCCUGCUUUAAAAGGAUUGGGUGAAACCUGUUUAGCACUAGCAAAGGAAUAUAUUGCUAAACAGUUGUUGGGUCGUGCUAAGAACCAUCUACAACUGGCAAUGGAUUGUUUAACUACGGCUAUUAAAGAACGUAAAAAUACAUCCUGCAUCUGGAAAUUACUAGGCGAUGUGUGUUAUAGAGUUGCAACAAUGCCAGAAAAGUAUGGUCAUUUACAAGUAUCCUCUAUUUUAAUAAAACGUGACGAUACCGAAGAUAUUGUAAUGCUUAAACGAAGAGACUUAUUUCUUUUGUCAUCAAGAUGUUACUGUUCUGCAUUAUCACUGUCUCCACAUUCAUCUCUCCUAUGGUACGAUUUAGCUUUAUGUUAUUUAAUGCAGCUACAGCUUGACCCAUCAGUUGAUCAUACAAAAUUAGCUGGUAAAUGUCUUGCUGCUGCAAAGCAUGCUGUUAAACUGUGUCCUUCAAUGUGGUUACACUGGAAUCUUUUGGGUGUAAUCUGUAUGUCGCCAUAUAUAAAAAAUUACGCAUUAGCUCAGCAUGCUUUCAUCAUGGCAAUUGAUAAAGGAUUAAACAGUGCUAUAGUUUGCUGUAAUUUGGGAACUUUGUAUCUACAUAUAGGAAACUUAUAUAAGGGAAAUGAAGCUUAUUCUCAAGCUCAGCGUUUAGAUCCCGCAUAUAUAAAUAGCUGGGUAGGGCAGGCUAUAAUUGCUGAAAAAUUGUCCAGAAAAGAAGCAAUAGAUUUAUUUAGACAUUGCACACAACUAGGAUAUCACGAUCAAGCUGCAGUGGGAUAUACUCAUUCGGUACUUACUAUGAUCUUAAAUCCUGACAUCGAAAAGAAUCAUUUUCAUACAUAUAUAAUAGAAAAAAUGCACGCCGUGUUUGUAGCUACUGAUGUUGUGACUUGGUAUGUUGAGCGCCAUCCUAAUGAUUGUUAUGCUCGAAACGCAUACGGAUUGUUACUUGAGAGGCAGAAACUUUAUAAAUCAGCAGCAGAACAAUUUGCUGCAGCUGUAUGCGUCUGUACUAACGAAGAAAAAGAUUCUGUGUGUAUAAAUCUAGCCCGUGUUUUACUGCAACUCGCUAAGUAUGACGAAGCUGUAAAGUUUUGUCAAGCUGUCAAAGAAACCACUUACAAUUCUCAAUGUUAUUUAGCAUUAUCUUUGUUCAAAGCCGCAAAAUAUGAAGAAUCAUAUAAUACCUAUGAAACAACAUUGAACUUGUAUGCUAAUACUGAUACACAGAAAGCUUAUACAUUAUGCGCAAUGGCAGCAAUAGCAUAUACGUUUCAGAGAGUACAAGAUGCAAAAAUUUUACUGUUUCAAUGUAUACAGAUACAACCACCAAUUAUAAUGGGUCUCUUAGCGGCUGCAGCGUUGGGCAUACUGCAUGGAGAUGUAAAUUUGACUACGUUGGUAUUGAAUGAAUUAAAGAUCUAUAAAAAUCACUCUGUACAUGGACAUCAUGUUACAAAUUUGUUAGCAUAUUUCUAUAUAAUUGGAAAUAAUAUUAAAAGUGCUAUUGCUACUCUUUCUAAAGCAAUUUUUACUUAUCCUGGUGAUGUAAGGUAUUGGAAGGAAUUGCUAAGAAUUUUAUUGGAAACAGAUUUAAAAUCUUUUAGUAGAUGUGCACAGAAAACACUGUUUCUUAGUAGAAAUACUGCUACUGAAAAUGUUACACAUAUUGCAUGUGCAUCAUUUUAUAGUUACUGUAUACAAAAUUCGCUACCAAGCAGUAAGAGAUUGUUGCAGAAACUUCUAUUCACUUAUCCUAGUGAUAUUGAAAGCUGGGCUACAUUUAUAGCUGCUUGUUUGUCGAGGUCACCAAAUAUGAAUUUGGGCAUCGAUGCUCAACGGAUUGACGCAUUGAUAUCGGUAACUAUACAAAAUUAUCAACCUAAAGACCUAAUGGCUAAAUGGUUGUAUGAAAGUAAAGAGAAGAUAAAACAAAUCGUUCAAAUAAAGGAAACUUCUUAAUUUAUACAUGCUACAAAAAAAAGAAAACAUUGUUUAGUACAAAUAGGUUUUUAAUCGUUGUUCAUAUUUCAUUGUACCAUACUAUACACCUUGUCAAUGUACAUAUGUAAGGGAAUUUUAAUUAGAAUUUCUAGAAAAGUAAGAAAGUGAAUAAGGAAUUAUGGAAACAUAUUUUAUUGCAAUUUGUAUAUUCAAAUAUAAAAUCAAAUAUUAAUUUAAUUCUUAACAACCAUUGUAAUUGAAAAAAAAAGUAGCACAAACCAUUGACGUCAGCCAACCAUGACGGACGCAAGAUUGAUAUUGCGCAAAAAGUUUAUUUGUAAUAACAACAGAGUAAGUUCAUAUUAAAUAAUUCAAAAUCAAUUUUUUUAUGAUACUGAAUAAAACAUUCAAAACUG
Osmia lignaria (orchard mason bee) is the source of this 4722-nucleotide messenger RNA. Its product is annotated as superkiller complex protein 3. Gene Ontology annotation, cellular component: Ski complex. Gene Ontology annotation, biological process: nuclear-transcribed mRNA catabolic process. NCBI's taxonomy places the organism in Eukaryota, Metazoa, Arthropoda, Insecta, Hymenoptera, Megachilidae. The record is from RefSeq and is a predicted model, not a curated record. Gene Ontology annotation, molecular function: protein binding.